This is a messenger RNA of Saccoglossus kowalevskii, 3862 nucleotides long. RefSeq names its product coiled-coil domain-containing protein 63-like. Lineage: Eukaryota; Metazoa; Hemichordata; Enteropneusta; Harrimaniidae. The record is from RefSeq and is a predicted model, not a curated record. Gene Ontology annotation, biological process: cilium movement; outer dynein arm assembly. Gene Ontology annotation, cellular component: axoneme.
AUGCCUAGAGGUGGUAAAAUGAGAUGUCGUCGGUGUAACUAUGACAACGAUUUCUUAUUACGUCUUGGCGCAGAUAGCACUGAACAUCAUUAUGAUCGAGCAAAGGAUGACGGGAAAGUUAUACCAAGCAAACUCUCACCAUUGAUGGAAUCGGUGAAUUCUACCCCAUGGAUAAACUCAUCCAUGUAUGGGGUUGGUAUGAAUCGCUCAACAGAGGCAUUCGAGAUGGAUCCAACACUUCGAAUUGUUCAGAUUACAGGGUUGAUUCUAAUUUCUACAUGCUCAGGAGUUUCCAACUUGCUGAAUCUGACUAUGAUAUUGACUUCAAAGAGACGAAAAACUCCGAUCUACGUGAUGCAAAUUAAUAUAGUGGCUGUUGAUAUCCUGGUAACUUUCUUAUUGAUUCCAUCUAGCCUGCAUUACAUAGUUAAUAACAAUUCAUCCAUUACACAGGCAUACUGCACAAUGAUCGGUACUGUACGCAUAAUAUGCGUUGUUUCGUCUCUGUAUUCUGAGGCUAUGGUAUCUAUUAUGCGACAGUUGGCCGUGGUUCGUCCAUAUUGUUUUCGUAACAGAAUACAUAUGCGUCAGACAAUGAAGAUAUUACUCAUCGUAUGGGUGAUUGCUAUCUUGUUCGGAAUAAUUCCGAUAAUUUUACCAGAUUACGUGUACAACUAUGAGUCAAUUCAAGCCAUGUGUAAUUUGGAAUUUCAAAGAAACACAAUCGGAAUAACUAUCUUCACUACAAUGAUUAUAUUCGGCAUGUUCAUCCCCAUAGCAACCUCUUUAGUGUGUUAUAUGUGGUUGCUAUGCUCUCUGAAACAACAACAAACUCAGUUCAUGGUUGUCAGGGACGAUGGUCGGAACAACUCUCAUCACCGAAAAAUGAUGGUUCAUUUAAAAGUCAAAAAUAUCAUUUUUGUCAUUUUGAUAAAACUAGUUUUUCAGAAUUGUCCGUUCUUGUGUCUCACUGUGAUGUUUCAUCUGCCCUCUACCCGGAGAGUUGUUGCCAUUUCCGGUGUCUGUGCUCUGUGGUUGCUGUAUUUCAACACACUCGUCAACCCGACGGUCUACGGCUUUCUGAAUAAACAGCUGCGACAGGAUUUUGAGAGAUACUUAUACGAAAAUCACCCAAAAGUGUCACAAGCCAUCUUGUAUCUCUUAAAAUGUUGUUGUCCCCAAAUCGAUGCCAUCGAGGACAAUAUGGAGGAUAUACCCGUGGAGUUUUGCCAGGUAAAGGCCCCCAAACAGGAUGUGACGUCAAUCUCACGUGGAGUUCCGAUUUCUUUCCCUGAUACACCCAAAAGGAGGCUGCACGUCAAGUCAUCUAGUCGUUCUAGUUUAUAUAUUGCAAAUACUAAUAGCGUAACAUCUCCCACGACGUCACCAAUAUACAGAAACUGGUCAACAAGCACAUCUAAGUCGUUGAGAACAUUGCGUCGGCAAGAGCGCAUCCGGGAUGGGGAUCUCUCGCCGAAAGUUGUUCGCGAGAACGGGCUGCGUCGAAGCCGAACAGCCAGAAAUCGUCAUGGCUCUGACAUGGGCAUGUACAGUUCCGACUCAUUGAUGAGUAAUAACUCUCUUGGGUCAUCAAUCAUAAGUCGGGCAAGUAGGUUCAGUCGCAGUACCAGAUCUCACCUCAAGGGUUCUUUCUCUAAAAAACAUUCAAAAGAUAAACGAGAGUUGCCUUUGCUGGAUUUGAUGUCCACUUACGAGGAUUCAAUAGAAGAAUCUUCAGGCAAGGAAUACUCCAACAACGGGUUUAGAGAAGAACAACUUGACGGAAGUAAGGUAGUUAGUCAAAAACACGGAAAAAAUACUUCCAGCUGCAAAAGCCCGACGUCAUCACGCAUGAAAUCCAAACAACGAUCAUCGAGUCUUCAUCGACACCUUGAAAGAGAAGUGUCCCUGUCAAUGUUACAACAGCUUUAUGGUAGUUUCAUCGACAUCCGGGGUAUUGAUAUGGAGAGUGACGUAGAAAGCGUUGAUCGGGACUCGGCCAAUCAAACGCCUCAACAUGUCAAAAUUCAUAAAAUGAAUAGAGCAGCAAGCAGACGGUCUAUGAUGAGCGAACCGGAAACGGAGGGGGUACUGGAAGCCGAGCUGGCAAAACUACAACGACAAUAUCGUAUAAUGGAAGGAGAUAGAAAGGCAUAUAAUGAGGAAUCUCAGAAUAUUAUUAGAAAACAAAAAGCUCAGAUUGAAAGUCUGCGAAAAGAAAAGGCGGAGAUCAAGAUGGAACUGCAGCUGGCACGAAGUGUGGAUAAUGUCAAGAAAGACUGUGGCAAUUCUAGUAAGCUUAGAGCGCUGAUCAAACAAGAAGACGAGUUCGAACGUCAUAUAGAAGAAGAGAACGAACAAAUUACAUUGUUAGACGCCCAGUUGAAAGAGUGGCAAGAGAAAUACAACGAUCAAAACAAGACGAUAGGUGGAAUGGACAACAGUCGACAAAAGCACGUGGCUACACAAAAGCAAAUCAGAGUACUUGAGAACAGGUUGAACCAGGCGACUGUUACCUUCAAUAAACACCUGACGACUAACGCCGAGUUACGGGCGACAAUCGACCAUUUGCGACAGGAACGGGCAGUGUUCAACACCCUUCACAAGAAGCUGUCGAAGGAGUUGAACGAUGGCAGACAAGAGAUGUGCAAGGUUACGGAGUCUGCUACUCACGCCUACGAUUCACGUGACGAGGCCCAAACCAAAAUGUCAGCACUGAAAGAACGAAGCGACAAAGACAAAUCACAACAUAAAGCAGAGUUGAAAGAAUUACUACGAAUAUUAGACCAUGAUCAGAAACUGAAAGAGUUUAUGGCAGUGAAAGAUCAGGAACGUGCCGAGUUGAAGGCAGAGGAGGCAGCUAAACGAAAGAGAAAAGGCAAUGGUAAUAGAGGCAAGGAUAACAGCCAUGAGGAGAUGUUAUUCUCGUAUGAGCAAGCUUUCAGCAAAAUUAAAUCAAUAACUGGAGAAGAAGACAUUGGUAAAAUCCUUGAAAAGUUUAUGAAAACUGAAGACAGAAAUUUUGCGUUAUUCAAUUACGUAAAUGAAAUGAAUAAUGAAAUAGAAUGCCACCAGGAAGAGAUUGAUAGGGUUGCCAUGGAGAUUCAAAAGUUCCGCUCUCAGGGUGUGUAUAUUGAGAAGCAGCGCCAAGCCAUAUUGAAAGAAUUAGAGGUCAAACUGUCCGUUGCAACAAAGGAUGCUGAUGAGAGCGAAAAAUGUUUAAAAUCAACCAAGAAAAUACUGGAUCAACUGAAAGUUGGAGUAGAAUCAUUGUUUAAUAAAAUCAAUUGUGAUAAAACUGCAAUUACUGAUUUACUUGGAGCCAAUGAUGGGAUUACCGACCAAAAUAUGAUACAAUAUUUGGGAAUUGUAGAACAAAAAACUAAUGAAUUAUUGUUUCUCAAACAGUAUAUGCAAAUGAAGGAGGCAGCAAUUAUGAAGCCUGAAAUGGCUACUCUACUGGCACCACCACCACCACCACCUAAGACACGUAGUGUUUCUGGUCCAUAUUGUAAACUACCAACAGCAUCAAUCACAAUUCAAGCACCUUCUACUGGAGUGGAAGAUGACAACUCAGAUACUGAGGAAUUUGAUGAUACCCGACCUUUAACCUUGGAAGAAAUCAAGAAACGUCUCACGGAUGCAUCUAGCCGCAAAGCAAGUAAAAAUAAAUGUAUUGCAAAGGCACAAAGUCCCGCUGGCAAGAGCAGACCUGCCACAAAGAAUUCCUAAAUACUGUAUUCAUAUCGACCAUCAGACUGUGCCUCGGGUAAUUAAAAACAGUAAAUAAAAUAUGAUACAAUACUGAUAUGAAAGUGCAAUGCUUUUAAACUCUUGACCCCCCCCCUCCCCCCCCCAACAC